Messenger RNA from Thamnophis sirtalis, 6687 nucleotides. The record is from RefSeq and is a predicted model, not a curated record. Lineage: Eukaryota; Metazoa; Chordata; Lepidosauria; Squamata; Natricidae.
GCAAGUCCGUGGGAGAAAGCGCUGGUUUGGAAAGCAACAGUUCCCAGCGCCGCGUAAAAGACGACCCUCGCCUCCCCGAGUGCUGCAUUGCUUUCCCCGUCUCUGGCGCGCUGGCUCUUCGGUGGGAUUAGAAGCUUCUUGGCAGCAGCCAUGAAUUCAGCCGAGCAAACCGUUACAUGGCUGAUCACCCUGGGGGUGCUGGAGUCGCCCAAAAAAAGCAUCUCCGACCCGGAGGGAUUUUUGCAGGCAUCUCUGAAAGACGGGGUGGUUCUUUGCAGGCUGCUGGAUCGCCUGCUACCGGGCACCAUAGAUAAAGUUUAUCCGGAGCCGCGCACCGAGAGCGAGUGCCUGAGCAACAUCCGAGAGUUUCUUCGGGCAUGCGGCGCCACCCUUCGCCUGGAGACCUUUGAUGCAAAUGAUCUCUACCAAGGACAGAACUUCAGUAAAGUGCUUAGUUCCUUGGUGGCACUAAAUAAAGUGACAGCAGAUAUUGGUUUAGGAAGUGAUUCUGUGUGUGCAAGGCCGUCAUCUCACCGGAUAAAGUCUUUUGAUUCCUUGGGAUCCCAGUCUUUACACAGUAGAACUUCAAAACUUUUCCAAGGCCAGUAUAGAAGUCUGGAUAUGACAGAUAACAGCAACUACCAACAAGUGGUAAGAGCUAAAUUUAAUUUUCAACAGACAAAUGAAGAUGAACUUUCUUUUACAAAAGGAGAUAUUAUCCAUGUUACAAGAGUAGAAGAAGGAGGCUGGUGGGAAGGAACUCACAAUGGCAAAACAGGAUGGUUUCCCAGCAAUUAUGUGCGAGAAGUAAAAUCCAGUGAAAAACCUGUCUCUCCUAAAUCAGGAAGCUUGAAAAGUCCUCCAAAAGGGUUUGAUACAACUGCUAUUAGCAAAAGCUAUUACAAUGUGGUGCUACAGAAUAUUCUGGAAACAGAAAAUGAAUAUGCUAAGGAAUUGCAGACGAUGCUUUCUAGUUAUCUACGACCCUUACAAACUAGUGAAAAAUUAAAUUCUGCAGAUACUUCAUAUUUAAUGGGAAACCUAGAAGAAAUUAGUUCUUUUCAACAAAUGCUUGUACAGUCUUUAGAAGAAUGCACUAAAUUGCCUGAAGCCCAGCAGAGGGUUGGGGGUUGCUUUCUAAAUCUCAUGCCACAAAUGAAAAACCUAUACCUUAUGUAUUGUGCCAAUCACCCAUCAGCAGUAACUGUUCUUACAGAACACAGUGAAGAGUUAGGAGAAUUCAUGGAGCUAAAAGGAGCCAACAGUCCUGGGAUUCUUGUACUGACCACAGGCCUGAGCAAACCUUUUAUGCGUCUAGAUAAAUAUCCCACAUUACUCAAAGAGCUUGAAAGACACAUGGAGGAUUAUCAUCCUGACCGACCAGACAUUCAGAAAUCCAUGACAGCUUUCAAAAAUCUUUCUGCACAGUGCCAAGAAGUACGGAAAAGAAAAGAACUUGAACUCCAGAUAUUAACUGAAGCCAUCCGGUGCUGGGAAGGAGAAGACAUUAAAACAUUAGGAACUGUAAUUUACAUGUCACAAGUCAUGAUUCAGUGUGCUGGCAGUGAGGAAAAGAAUGAAAGAUACCUUCUUCUCUUUCCUAACAUUUUGCUGAUGUUGUCUGCCAGCCCAAGGAUGAGUGGCUUUAUCUACCAGGGAAAGCUUCCAUUAACAGGGAUGACCAUCACAAAACUAGAAGAUAGUGAAAAUCACAGAAACUCGUUUGAAAUAUCAGGCAAUAUGAUAGAGCGGAUAUUGGUAUCUUGUAAUAAUCAACAAGAUUUGCAUGAGUGGGUAGAUCAUCUGCAGAAACAAACCAAAGUAACAACUGUUGGGACUCCUGCAAUUAAACCUCAUUCUGUUCCUUCUCAUACGCUUCCAUCUCAUCCUGUAACACCAUCUAGCAAGCAUGCAGAUAGCAAGCAAAUGCCGAUGACUCCUGUCUAUCAUACCCUUCCACACCCUUCACAUCAUGGGACACCUCACACCACUAUAAACUGGGGACCACUGGAGCCACCUAAAACUUCUAAGCCAUGGAGUUUGAGCUGUUUACGACCUGCACCUCCAUUAAGGCCUUCAGCAGCACUCUGUUAUAAAGAGGAUCUCAGCAAAAGUCCGAAAACCAUGAAAAAACUGUUGCCUAAGCGAAAACCAGAACGGAAACCAUCAGAAGAAGAAUUUGCUCUGAGAAAAAGUACAGCAGCAUUAGAAGAAGAUGCUCAGAUUCUAAAAGUCAUUGAAGCUUAUUGCACAAGUGCCAAAACACGUCAAACAUUAAACUCAACAUGGCAAGGCACUGACCUGAUGCAUAAUCACGUCUUGGCUGAUGAUGACCAAUCCAGUCUAGAUUCCUUGGGUCGUCGCAGUAGUCUUUCUCGUUUGGAGCCUUCCGACCUCUCUGAAGACUCUGACUAUGACAGUAUAUGGACAGCUCAUAGUUACAGAAUGGGCUCUACAUCUCGUAAGAGCUGUUGCUCCUAUAUCUCUCACCAGAACUAAUGCACUUCUGAGCUUUUCUUAACAAAUGCUUGUUGUAUCACAGCUUGCUUUUCUUAGAUGUUUUCUUGAAGUUCUUUGUCUCUUUUAAUGUGAUAUUUUAACAAUCUUUUGGAGAAACUUCUGACUUCAGCCACAUCUUCUACAUUUAUGGUAUCUUUUUAUAUUAAGAUUCAAGUAUUGGUAUGUAGCUAUGAAUGGUUUACUCUUUUUAAGAUUUCAGUAUAGCUACAGCAGUUCUCCCCCCCCCCCACUCUGAUUCUUGCAAUAUACUAUAUGCUUGUAUCUUAAAACAGUACUUGUGCCAUUCACAUGAAAAUUAUUAAGCCUUACAGUGUUUAGGUUCAUACAUAUUUUAAACAAAACAAAUAACUUAAGAAUAAACGAACCAUAGUAGCUAAAAAAACCUCCCACCACAGAAACCAAAACUGCCAGAAAUGAGAACAUCAUAUUUUGAUGUUUGUGAUAAAUGUCUAAGUUAUUUUUUUAAACAACAAGCUAUUAGUAUAUUAAUUAGUAUAUUACUAAUUAAUACUGCCUCAUUCUACCUACAUUUCUUAAAUUUUGGAAGAAUCAAAAACUGAGCAAGUGAAUUAAGCAUGGAAAGCUUCAGGACUUCAAAGCACUGUUCUGAGAGCAAGUUGAGAUUUGCUAUGAGUUUUGCUAAGGUAAAGAAAGGAUACAUUCAAGAAAUUGUGCAGCCAGCUCAACAUAAAACAAUGCACUAGAAUAUUUGCAAGUUUCUCUGAGCUGCAAUAGUACAUUGAACAGUAGCUGGCAUGUUAAAUAUAGAUUUUAUGACAUAAGUGUACAAUAAUAAUUCAUAGGUCACUUACUGUAUUGUACUACAGGAGAUAGGCCAAUUUCUGUCUAAAGAUAAGCAAGUUCCUUGAGGGGGAAAAGAAAGUUCCAACCAUCCAGAUUUUGGAAGUGCCAAAGUCAUAUGUUCCUACUGGCAAUUUAUGCCCAUUCUGAUAAAAUUGAACAGUAGGGGUAUAUUUUCGUAGUUUGCUUUGUCAUUGAAAUGUAAAUAAAACUGUAUUAAUUUCUCUAUAAGCACACUUUUAAAAGCCAUCCAAAUUUCCAUCAGUAAUACUCUUGCAAAGUUUUGCAAUGUUUUCUGUGUUUAGCUCAUUAACAAGAGGUCUUAAUAUUUCAUAAGAGGUCUGCUGUAUAAAAUCAUUGCCAGAAUUUAUUUUAGAAAAGAAAGCAGUCUUAAUAGUAUCUCAAUUGGUACAAAAUAUCUUCAAAACAUUAUUUUUUAAGAGUAUUGAAUUUAUCAAAUCACUUUUUCAGUUCAGCAAUUUAAGUUACUACUUAAACAAAUUUAAUUAAAUAGACCAAUUGUUGCUGUUGGUACACCCCAGAGUACCACAGAUCACGAACCUAUAAAUAUGCACACAAUUUGUACUGCUUGGAGAUUGGAUAGUACAUUGGUUAAUAGAAGCAGGUAUUUGAGCUGCUACACAGAGAAAGUAAAUGUAAAAUUAUUGGACUUUAAUUCUACAUAAAACAUUUCAUAAAUACAUGUUUUUAAAUAAAAGCCUGAGGUAACAUAUUUACCUGCUAGCCAUGAAAUAAUCGAUGGGUUAGUGAAUUGGGAACCUAGGCACAAAAUGUCAUUUUGUGCUACAUUGCUGACCUAAAUAAUUAUCACUGCCUCCAAAAUGGCUUAAUAACUGAACUGAAACACUGUGCAGCCCAAAGGAAGCUAAGAGCAGAUUAAGUUACUGUAACCCACAGAGAUGAAUCAACAAUAGCAGUCCUUAGAGGCGUUGGCUUCUGUUCUGCAAAGCUCCAAUUAAUGUGGCAUUAAAUUAUUAUGAAUCUUCCAGUAACAUUGGGAUUAGGGUUCUAUUAGGAAAUGAGAUUCUUAAUCCUUUCCAUUGGGCCUACUUUCCUUUUCAAACACAGUAUCUUUCCAUUACGAACACCUGAAAAGAAGCAAUUUGAGUGUGAAAAUGACUGAGCGAAGGAGUUAAUGGCCUCCCUUGCUGUUUUCCUGCUCAGAUGUAUCCUUCCUUGCUGCUUUUCAUACAUACAAAAAGUUAGGAAAUUAUAUGCUUUUGCUGUGUAAAAUCUAGUUUCUGCUGUGAAAACACAGUGAUAUGGGAACGUUUGUGUAUGCCAUGUGGGUGAACGCUUUGUAAGCUUCAUUAAACACGAUAUAUUUUCAAAGUUUAAUAAAAGUUUAAUAUUAUUCAUAUUGUUUUUUAAUUAAAAUGAAUUAAAAAUACAAUAUGAGUAAGGCUGAACUAUAGGUCAAUGCUGUCAUUAAUCAAAAGUGUUUUGGUUUUGAAAGUAUUUUUUUUACAAUUGGUAAAAUCUAUUGUUUUUAUGAUGUAUUACAAAUUUGAAUUACUGUGGCUGCUCUAAAGCUUUGUAUUCUUUUUCAGAAUGUUUAUUCAAAAUGUUCAAAUUCUGAUCAUUUCCCACGAUUAAUUCUCACAACUGUGAACUAUGGGGAUGGGAUCUUUACAAUAUUUUUUUUUUUAGUGUAACUAUAUUGUUAAAAGUUCCCUAUUGAUGUUUUUGCUGUUGGAGAGCUGCUGGCUGUUUUGAUGGAUUUGAAGUUCUAAUGCAACAGCAUUAAAAAAAAAACGUUAUAGUGUUAACAUUGUUGUACUGUAUUCAGCCCAAAUUUUGAGUUGUUAUUUUUAUGGAACCUGUAUGAUAAUACUGAGUACUUUAUGUUAUGGAAUGUACAGUCAGUAUUAUAAUGAAUGAGUUAAGAAUUAGAAAGUAAGUGUGAACCGUUGUGGGUCCUUUUCACAUGGCUUAAAUGGUAUUGUCAUUCAAUUUGUAUUUACUAUGAUGAUUCUAAUCUAUAUUAAUUUUGUGUUUUCUAUCAUCUUGCCAAAACACAAUAUAUUGUGUACAUAGUGAUAUAAAAAUAUAUGUAUAUAUAAAGAGAGAGAGAGACUUUGCAUUUUAAUUGUGAAUGGAAAAGUAAGUUAUAGACUUUUGAAAGCAAAUAUAGAUGUAUAUCUGAACGUGCAUUGUAUUGUACAGUUUGUAUUUAACUGUGUGUGGUGACUUAUAACAGCUGAAGUGUUUGACUCUUUUUUUAAAGUAUUUGUUAUGUACAUUUUAAUACAUUUUGUAUUUACUAGUUUAUGCUUUUAUUGAAGUUAUUAUGCCAAAAAAAGAAGAAAGAAAUAAGAAAAAGCAGACUGGUGUAAAAUAUUGUUUUCUUAAAAUAAUCUUUUGAAGGUGACCAGAAUGGAAACCAAAAAUAAAAUAAUUAAUUUAGGACCUGAGUAUAUCUGAAUAGCUGCUUUCUGUAUUUUGAGGAAUUAUUUCAUGUGGAAACAGAUUUUUGUUAGAUUUCAGACUUUUAGCUUACUGAAAAUCUGCUUUUUACAUAAUUAAUUUCUAAUAUUAUAGAGAAGAAUCUCAUUGAUUUCAUUGAAAUGCAUUAGCAAAACAAGGUAAAUCUUCCCAAUUCUGCCCCUCUCCCCUAGAACUUGCAAAGUGAACAACUUCCACUGUAUUUUUUUUAUCAUUUGGUCCAAAUUAUAAAACUAAUUGUGGUUGAUUUAACCAGGUUAGUGAAAUCAAGCCUUGAUAAGCUGAUUUUAUUUGCUUCUUUCUUUCUUAACAGUUACAAUGAAUUACAGCUCAUCUAUGUUCAGAUGAAAUUGUUGAGUUUGAAAAAGAAAAGAUGGGCAUGCCACUAGAAAAAAGCUAGUCUUUUUUGUAAGUCCAAACAAGUGCAUUGAACAUCUCAUAUGGAAGACUUUUGACAUGGGUCAGUUCUUAAAAGUGGGAGACACUUAUAUGGUAUCCAGGGAAUAUAUAUUUUCUGACAGUUAUUUCAGUAGUUUAUUAAAGGGGGAAACAGAACUGCAUUCACAGUACAGUUUCAGAUGAAAAGAGGGAAGAUUUGUUUAUAUGCUAAUGCCAACAUGGCACCUCUGAGAAAUUGGAUUGAGGCUUGUUCACAAAAGGGCUCUUUAAUAGUUGUAAUAUUAUCAGCAUGCUACCUAGAUUUGUAAAGUAAUUACUAACUGUAUCAUUGUUCUUAAACAUUUUAUUUGUGUGAACCAGGGUAACUGCCCAAGAUUCAGAUAUGCAGACAUUCAGUUAUGCUGAGGUGUUGGCAACCCCUCUAUACUAAUACAAUUUGCCUUGUUUGUUUGUUUGUUUUAAAAAAAACAUUUUUUAUUUAGUUUUGAACAAAAACAAACA